CUCCUCCCCCCCCUCCUGCUCCUACCUCUGGAUCUAGAGAUUCAGCCAUGAUGGACAGAGCUAUGACAAGCGGCACGGAAGGACAGGAUACAAUGGGUGUUCCAGCUGUACAAGGAGGACCAAGUACUACAGGCGGCUCGGGGAUGUUAGGAGACACAGACACGCUGGGAGGAGCACACAGUUUAGGGAACUCGGGAGCACAGGGAAGCCCAGUCACGACGAGAGGAGUGACUCAAGCGAGUGUGCAAGUCACUUUGGGAAGAGGCGACCCUGGAUAUAGGAUGAGCAACACAGACGGUGGUCCGGUAACACCGGGGGGGUCUGGGACAACAGGUGUCCAGUCCUCGUUGGGGGAACCAGGUACGAUAGGUGUACCGGGUACAAGGGGAACACCAAGUACGACGGGUGUUCCUGCUGUGAGAGGAGACCCAGGGUCAAUACAUGUCACAUGUACGACGGCUGUAUCAGGCAAAAUGGGCUCCCCAGACACAGGCGGAAUGGCAGGAUCUACAGUUGCCCGUGACUUUUUGACCGGCGACGGAGUCGAGAUAGAGUCUAGCUCUAUGGCGACGUUGAUGAUGACGAUGGCGAUUACCAUGCUGAUGUUGAUGACGACCACCAUGAUGCCGAUUCGAGCGGUAGUCGGAGCAGAGGGGAUCUCGACAGGUAAGAGAGGGACGGAGUCCGUUGCGGGAAGGGAUUGCGCACAGCAUGACAUCGGCUGCGACGUGCGAGGAGAGAGAAGGCUGCAGGCAGACCCCUCGCCGUCAUUCUCCAUCACAAACACUACUCUUCUAGGAGGUUCCCGAGUGGUUUUGACCGUUGCCGGUCUGUUCGGUACUUCAUCUGGUACCCUUGCGUGUUUUACAUGGGUCAGGAGGGCUGUAUUUACCUCCGAGAGGGGGGUGUUCUUCUUCGUGCAACACGAUGACUGCUGGAAUACGACUACAAAGAGCCAUGUCAAGGGGGGUCGGUCUCUGCACAGGGGUGAUUUGCGAGGCAUGGCCAACUCCGGGGACGCAGAGGGCAACUCCUCCCUCCUCACUCUACCAUGGACGUCGGAGAAUCCGAACGGCACUGCGGUAAUGACGGCUGAGAGCGGGGAUCCUCACUUCUUCUGGGGGUUCGAUCUGUCGCGGAACGAGGGGUAUCUUGUUGCACCCGUUGAAUGGGGGCUGGCAUUUAUCAGCAAGAUGGAUGGGUCCAGGACCACCUACGGUAUCCCCAAAUUCGGCGCUAAUUUCGGUGCGUUCAAUCCCAACCGCACGAUUCUGUACAUAGCAAGACGUCGCUGCCUUGAGUGCUCUGUCAUGGAUGGCGAGUCUCCCGACAGCUUCGUCAGCGACUUCAGAACUGUAGCAUGCGCUAAUGACAACAGAAGUUGGGCCUUUCUCUCCUUCGGUCAUCGAAGCUUUCUCCAAGAUGGGAGCUAUCUAUACGCUAGGGAUGACGUCAACGCGACAAUCUUAGGUUUCGACCUAAUUACCGGGACAUGGGACACUGUAACUGGGACCGAAAUACCUAAUUACGUUGCUGAUAACCAUAACCCGAUUGGGGUAUUUAGCUCAAGGGAAAUUGCGCUGACUCAAGAUGGGUGCAAUCUGUUCUUCGUCGCAUACGGGGGGACCAAUAUCAUGCGGGUGGCUUUCGAUAAACCGGGAGGCCACGUGGUCAGCGUUGACACGGUGGCAAGAUGCGUCCUUGCAGGCGGAUGCAGCGUCGGGAGCAUUGCUUUGGAUAACGAUGACAGUCAUUUGUACGUGUCCAUCCACACUGGGCAGUUGUUCGAAUUGCAAAUCAACAAGGAAGGACUGCACCGAUGCAGCGGUGCAUUGUCAACGUUCGCAGCACCGACAAGCAGUGGUUCAGCCGAUCCAUCGUCGUUGGAAACAUCGUCUGAGUCUUCAGCUCGUCUUCACCCGAACACUCUCUCGACUUCUUCGCCGAAGGCUGCCCAAACAUCACCCACUGGCACUGGCAGGGGAGGUGUCAGCGGUGGCGUGAUGGCUGGCGUGGUUGUGGCAGUUGCUUUGGUCGCUUGUCUUCUAGGUGGCUCUCUAGUAUUCCUUGUUUAUGGGUCUAGAAAAUCAGCGAUGGCGCCAUCUGGGGGUAUGACAGCAAGGUCUUCUGCUCUCGAACACCCCGUGGCGAAGUCUUCACGCGACUCUUCGGCUCUCGAGCGCCGGAUUUAAGUUUGCUCAAAGCAGCUUAUACUCACACUGGCACCUUUGUGGAAUGCAUCGGACUGCCGUUACGGCCAG
Messenger RNA from Chara braunii, 2261 nucleotides. The record is from the annotation of a GenBank genome assembly. NCBI's taxonomy places the organism in Eukaryota, Viridiplantae, Streptophyta, Charophyceae, Charales, Characeae.